CGAAAGAGGAUUAGGGAAAGCUAAACAAACCCAAACGGUUAGAGAGAGAAAGAAAGAGAGAGACCGGUUUAGAUAGAAAAGAGACAUACAUUCAUACAAACAGACUGAAGAAGAAGAAGAAGUGUUUUGUCUCCUGCCAAGUUUCAACUCAUUUUCUUGAAGAAGAAAGAAGAAAGAACAAAGAAGAAGAAGACUUUUCUUACUAAAAAUGUAUAAUGGAUCCACGUCUAUGCUAUGCAUAUUCUCUUAUAUCCACUUUGUUUAGUUUAACACAUUUAUAAUCAUCACUACUUCUCCUCCCUCCUGCUCACCUACCCAUCUGUCUUCUCAAGCCCUAGAUCUGAAUCUCCAUCACUACAUUGCUGUGUUCUGUUCUAUAGAUAGAUCUUCUAUAUCAAGAUCUCGUCUUUAUAGCUUAUUCACUAUUGGGUCAAUCAGCUAACUAAUCAAACCAUAUAGCUUGAAGCCUGUUUAAUUAUGGUUUAGUUCUAUAUGAAGAUUGUUCCGGGGGGGUGGCAUAUAAGCAUGAAAGACAUGCAUAAUUUACAUGCCUCCCGUUAUCAUCGUGCUCAUCAAAGGAAACCAACAUGGAUUCUAGUCUUGGUUUCAUUGGUCAGCAUGUUUUUAAUUUGUGCUUAUAUAUAUCCUCCUCGGAGUUAUUCAGCUUGUUAUGUAUUUUCUUCAACUGGUUGCGAAGCGAUUUCAAAUUGGCUGCCUCCUGCUCCCAAAAGGGAACUCACUGACGACGAGAUUGCUGCUCGUGUCGUCAUUAGGGAAAUAUUGAACACGCCUUCGAUUGAUUCGGAGAAUUCUAAGAUUGCUUUCAUGUUCUUGACUCCUGGUUCUUUACCUUUUGAGAAGCUUUGGCACAAGUUUUUUCAGGGGCAUGAGGGAAAAUUCUCUGUAUAUGUGCAUGCCUCCAAGGAUAAACCAGUGUUUACUAGCCGAUACUUUGUCAAUAGCGAGAUUCGCAGUGAACAGGUUGUUUGGGGAAAGAUAUCGAUGGUUGAUGCAGAAAGGCGUCUGUUGGCCAAUGCACUUAAGGACACAGAUAAUCAACAUUUUGUAUUGCUUUCUGACAGUUGUAUACCGUUGCAUGAUUUUGAAUACGUCUACAGCUAUUUGAUAAAUUCAAAUAUCAGUUUCAUUGACAGCUUUGACGAUCCUGGACCACAUGGAAUCGAUAGAUAUACAGAGCAUAUGUUACCUGAAAUUGAGAAGAAACAUUUUCGGAAGGGUUCACAGUGGUUCACAAUGAAGCGUCAACAUGCAAUUGUGGUGACGGCUGACAGUCUGUAUUAUAAUAUAUUCCGGGAUUACUGCAAGCCGGGAUUUGAUGGAAGGAACUGUUAUUCUGAUGAGCAUUACCUGCCCACUUUUUUCUAUAUGCUUGAUCCGGGUGGGAUUUCCAAUUGGUCAGUAACCCACGUUGAUUGGUCUGAAAGAAAAUGGCAUCCAAAAUCAUACGAAGCACAAGAUAUCACUUAUGAACUCUUGAAGAAUAUCACUUCGAUUGAUGUAAGUGUGCAUGAAACAAGCGAUGAAAGGAGGGUUCAACAGCUGAGAGCUUGCAUAUGGAACGGAAUGCAGAGACCUUGUUACUUGUUUGGAAGGAAAUUUAUGCCUGAAGCACUUGAUAACUUGAUGGAUCUUUUCUCAAAUUACACAUCAUCAGUAUAAGUGGGAAAAUCAUCAUCGAUUUUUAAUUCUUUGGUUGGGUCAAUGUCAACAACAGUUGGUUGGUUUAUGACCAUCAAUCACCACCUUCAUUCUUCCUUCUUUUGUGUAGCUAAGCUUAUGAUUAUGCUGUGAAGUAGCGCGUUUCAUUACUUACAGAAGAAUAGAUGAUGACGAUUCACAAGAAGGAUAUUGUCAAAAAAACAUUAUCUCAUUGUUCCUUUGGGGUGGUCAAAAUUGGUUUAGCUUUGUAUUAUUUAUUGUAAUUUGUAAAGUGUGUCUUUUACAAAUUGGAUUGAACUAACAGCCCUCCUCUAUUUUGAAGAUGCAAAACCAUCUGUUAGAGCAGUUUGAGGGUGAUUUGUGGUUCCAGCCAGACAGUUUGGUGUUUCCUUAUUUAGUCCUAGUUUGAGAACACUUCAUUUGUGUUAUUAGCAGAUGGAGUGUAUUAUUUUUUCUCUUAAUUAUCUUGAACUUUAAUGAUAGAUUCUAAAUGUGUCUUGAACUUUGAUGAUUUAUUUAAGGGGAGUAUAAUUCCUUCACUUUAAAUAAGUUAAUUGUGUAGUGAUGUACUUUGUUGUU
This is a messenger RNA of Impatiens glandulifera, 2259 nucleotides long. RefSeq names its product glycosyltransferase BC10-like. Gene Ontology annotation, molecular function: glycosyltransferase activity. The coding region runs from base 493 to 1680 and encodes 395 amino acids. Gene Ontology annotation, cellular component: membrane. NCBI's taxonomy places the organism in Eukaryota, Viridiplantae, Streptophyta, Magnoliopsida, Ericales, Balsaminaceae. The transcript is spliced from 11 exons. The record is from RefSeq and is a predicted model, not a curated record.